AUGGAGUCCAACAUAUCGAAUUUAUUCUACAUCAGCCUACUGGCGAGCUUAAUGCCACAACACACACAAAGCGGCAACAGCGACGUUGGUGAACCGCCUGGUGGACGUGAACACAUCAGCUCCAGUUUGGCUAUGGCACGCGCACGCGCAUUAGCAAAUAUUCAAGAACAGCUGCUGCCUAAUUUGAAUCUCUUUCAAUUGGAGCCCAGUGAGUUCUUUAGUCGCGUAAAUGGCGCUAUCUUCAAUAUGACCUUCAACGAGACCUACGAAGAUGAGUUGGUAUGUCACAAUGGACAAAAUGCCAUUGCCAAUCUUAUUACAAUGAUACUUUAUGCUUUCGUUUGCAUCAUUGGACUUUUCGGUAAUACGCUCGUUAUCUAUGUAGUUUUGCGUUUUUCGAAAAUGCAAACAGUCACCAACAUUUACAUACUCAAUCUGGCUAUAGCUGAUGAGUGCUUCCUCAUUGGCAUACCAAUUUUAUUGUAUACCAUGCAAGUUGGCAGCUGGCAGUUCGGCGAUUACGUUUGCAAAGCUUACAUGGUGAGCACAUCGAUUACGCAAUUCACAUCGUCGAUCUUCUUGUUGAUCAUGUCAGCGGAUCGCUAUAUAGCCGUCUGUCAUCCAAUUUCAUCGCCACGCUAUCGCACACCAUUCGUAUCGGAGCUGGUCUCGGGUUUUGCUUGGCUGACGUCGGUGCUACUUAUGUUGCCCGUGAUACUAUUCGCCAACACAGUGCAAUUGAAUGAGGAUCACGUGUCGUGCAACAUCAAGUGGCCCGAAGCACAAAAUACACAAUCGGGUACCACAUUUAUACUGUACACACUGACAUUGGGCUUUGCCACACCGCUUACCUUCAUUCUAAUCUUCUAUUUUCUGGUCAUACGCAAAUUGCAUACAGUGGGUCCAAAGCAAAAGUCCAAAGAGAAGAAGCGCUCUCACCGCAAGGUGACCAAACUGGUGCUAACAGUGAUUACAGUAUACAUACUGUGUUGGCUACCCUAUUGGAUAUCACAGGUGGCGCUCAUCAAUUCGUCGCCAAGCAAAUGCGCAUCGAGACUUGAGAUCACUAUCUUCCUGCUGGCCGGCUGUCUAGGCUACUCGAAUUCCGCAAUGAAUCCCAUACUCUACGCCUUUUUGAGUGACAAUUUCAAGAAGAGCUUCCUGAAGGCAUGCACAUGCGCCGCCCGCAAGGACGUCAAUGCGCAACUACAACUGGAAAAUAGUUUCUUCCCCAAAUUUGGCAAAAAUCGUCAAUCGGAUCGGUUGUUCUCGCCAAAGAAGGCAAAACAAAAGCAGAAGGCGCUUGCGACGCGCAAUCAUAAUGCAACCAAUGCGAAGAAUAAUGCUGCAGCGGCGACGACAACAACUACCGGUACUACAACGACAACUGGCACUAGCGUGUCUGCGAACCAGUUUAUUGCUAGCACGGAUCCACAGUCAAGCUUUUUGUCGGCGGUGCAUGCUCCCGUCAUCACACACAACUCGGUUGGCAGCGUUGUGACGGGCACAAAUGCCACAGUGCUUUUGUUGCCUGACAUAUCAUCCGCAGGAGUUAAGUUGGGACAGAUGACAGCUGAUGAGCGGUCUGCGCAACCAGAUGUUGUUGAGAUUAAUAGUAAAAUGCCAGUAUUGCACACAGAUUUAUAAGACUUGGCUAUGGGUGGUCGCACGCCAGUAGAGACGAUCGUCUAUGUGG
Rhagoletis pomonella (apple maggot) is the source of this 1696-nucleotide messenger RNA. Its product is annotated as somatostatin receptor type 5-like. Gene Ontology annotation, molecular function: peptide binding; somatostatin receptor activity. The transcript has a single exon. Bases 1 to 1647 code for a protein of 548 amino acids. Gene Ontology annotation, cellular component: membrane; neuron projection. Gene Ontology annotation, biological process: G protein-coupled receptor signaling pathway. Lineage: Eukaryota; Metazoa; Arthropoda; Insecta; Diptera; Tephritidae. The record is from RefSeq and is a predicted model, not a curated record.